AUGGAGGAGCCCGGGGCUACCCCUCAGCCUUACUGGGGGCUGGUCCUGGAGGAGCCACACAGGGUUGUGGCAGCACUGCCUGAAGGCAGGAGACCAGAUUCGAAUCCUUAUGGAUUUCCAUGGGAAUUGGUGAUAUGUGCAGCUGUCCUUGGAUUUGUUGCUGUUCCCUUUUUCUUGUGGAGAAGUUUUAGAUCGGUUAGGAGUCGGCUUUAUGUGGGAAGAGAGAAAGAGCUUGCUGUAGCGCUUUCUGGACUAAUUGAAGAAAAAUGUAGACUACUUGAAAAAUUUAGCCUUGUUCAAAAAGAGUAUGAAGGCUAUGAAGUAGAGUCACCUUUAGAGGAUGCCAGCUUUGAGAAGGAGGCAACAGAAGCACAAAGUCUGGAGGCAACGUGUGAAAAGGUGAACAGGUCCAGUUCUGAACUGGAGCAUGAAAUACUCUGUCUAGAAAAGGAGUUAAAAGAAGAGAAAUCUAAACAUUCCGAACAAGAUGAGGUGAUGGCGGAUAUUUCCAAAAGGAUACAGUCUCUAGAAGAUGAGUCAAAAUCCCUCAAAUCACUACUAGCUGAAGCCAAAAUGACCUUCAAGAGAUUUCAAAUGAAUGAAGAACAAAUGAAGAUAGCAAUACAAGAUGCUUUGCAUGAAAAUUCUCAACUUCAGGAAAGCCAGAAACAGCUUUUGCAAGAAGCUGAAUUAUGGAAAGAACAAGUGAGUGAACUUAAUAAACAGAAAAUAACAUUUGAAGACUCCAAAGUACACGCAGAACAAGUUCUAAAUGAUAAUCACAUUGAGACUCCAACUGAACGCUUGCUAAAGAUCAAAGAUCAGGCUGCUGUGCUGGAAGAAGUCAUAACAGAUGAUGAAAACUUGGAAUUAGAAAUGAACAGUGAAUCGGAAGACGGUGCUUACUUAGAUAAUCCUCCAAAAGGAGCUUUGAAGAAACUGAUUCAUGCUGCUAAGUUAAAUGCUUCUUUAACAACCUUAGAAGGAGAAAGAAACCAAAUCUAUAUUCAGUUAUCUGAAGUUGAUAAAACCAAGGAAGAGCUUAGAGAGCAUAUUAAAAAUCUUCAGACGGAACAAGCAUCUUUGCAGUCGGAAAACACAUAUUUUGAAAGUGAGAAUCAGAAGCUUCAACAGAAACUUAAGGUAAUGACAGAAUUAUAUCAAGAAAAUGAAAUGAAACUCUACAGGAAAUUAAUAGUAGAGGAAAAUAACUGGCUAGAGAAAGAGAAACUUUCUAAAGUAGACGAAAUGAUGAGCCAUGCCACUGAAGAGCUGGAGACCUGCAGAAAGCGAGCCAAAGAUCUUGAAGAAGAACUUGAGAGAACUAUUCAUUUUUAUCAAGGGAAGAUUAUAUACCAUGAGAAAAAAGCACAUGAUAAUUGUUUGGCAGCAUGGACUGCUGAAAGAAACCUCAAUGAUUUAAGGAAAGAAAAUGCUCACAACAGACAAAAAUUAAUUGAAACAGACUUUAAAAUUAAAUUUUUAGAAAAAGAUCCUUAUGCACUUGAUGUUCCAAAUACAGCAUUUGGCAGAGAGCAUUCCUCAUAUGGUCCCUCACCAUUGGGUCGGCCUUCAUCUGAAACGAGAGCUUUUCUCUAUCCUCCAACUUUGUGGGAGGGUCCACUCAGACCCUCACCUUUCCCUCGGGGAGGAGGAAGAGGCCCAAGAGGCCCAGGGAAUCCUCUGGACCACCAGAUUACCAGUGAAAGAGGAGAAUCAAGCUGUGAUAGGUUAACCGAUCCUCACAAGGCUCCUUCUGACACUGGGCCCCUGCCACCUCCAUGGGAACAGGACCGUAGGAUGAUGUUUCCUCCACCAGGACAAUCAUAUCCUGAUUCAGCUCUUCCUCCACAAAGGCAAGACAGAUUUUAUUCUAAUUGUGCUAGACGCUCUGGACCAGCAGAACUCAGAAGUUUUAAUAUGCCUUCUUUGGAUAAAAUGGAUGGGUCAGUGCGUUCAGAAAUGGAAUUCAGUGGAAAUGAUACCAAAGAUAAUCUUGGCAAUUUAAAUGUGCCUGAUUCAUCUCUCCCCGCUGAAAGUGAAGCAACUGGCCCUGGCUUUGUUCCUCCACCUCUUGCUCCAAUCAGAGGUCCAUUGUUUCCAGUGGAUAUGAGGGGCCGGUUCGUGAGAAGAGGACCUCCUUUCCCUCCACCUCCUCCAGGAACCAUGUUUGGAGCUUCUCCAGAUUAUUUUCCACCAAGGGAUGUCCCAGGUCCACCACGUGCUCCAUUUGCAAUGAGAAAUGUCUAUCCACCGAGGGGUUUUCCUCCUUACCUUCCCCCAAGACCUGGAUUUCCCCGCCUACCCGCACAUUCUGAAGGUAUUGAGCUCCCUUCAGGGUUGAGUCUGCCUUCAAAUGAGCCUGCUGCUGAAGAUCCAGAACCACGGCAAGAAACUUGA
This is a messenger RNA of Gorilla gorilla gorilla (western lowland gorilla), 2400 nucleotides long. RefSeq names its product cTAGE family member 2-like. Gene Ontology annotation, cellular component: endoplasmic reticulum membrane; endoplasmic reticulum exit site. The record is from RefSeq and is a predicted model, not a curated record. Gene Ontology annotation, biological process: vesicle cargo loading; endoplasmic reticulum to Golgi vesicle-mediated transport; protein secretion. Lineage: Eukaryota; Metazoa; Chordata; Mammalia; Primates; Hominidae.